AUGGCAAUCUACGCCCAGCACUGCAUUGACUUGCAGCCCGAUGAAAUCACCGCCUACACUACCAUCUUGAAACAGCGCGUCGAAGCAGUAGGGCCUCCCCAUGGCCGUUUAUGCAUUCUUAUCGGUGCAGUCUAUGGCCUAGGCACCGUCAGGCAUCAGAAUGACUUUUACGACUUUCGCUACCUUGCUGUUCUCGAUUGA
Molecule: messenger RNA, 201 nt
Organism: Exserohilum turcica Et28A
Lineage: Eukaryota; Fungi; Ascomycota; Dothideomycetes; Pleosporales; Pleosporaceae
Exons: 2
Coding region: 1-201 (66 amino acids)
Source: RefSeq, a predicted model, not a curated record